This is a messenger RNA of Trichophyton benhamiae CBS 112371, 543 nucleotides long. RefSeq lists its product as uncharacterized. Bases 1 to 543 code for a protein of 180 amino acids. The record is from RefSeq and is a predicted model, not a curated record. NCBI's taxonomy places the organism in Eukaryota, Fungi, Ascomycota, Eurotiomycetes, Onygenales, Arthrodermataceae. The transcript has a single exon.
AUGGCUCCCAUCAAGCAAGGAUACCUCCAACUACCUACUUCACGAAUAUCUCCUCAUUCCCGGCUGUUACUCCUCUUACCAUUUUCUUUGCUCGUAUUUGCCAUUAUACGACGGGUCCAAGGGCGCAAAAUGGCAUCCUCUGAAGACUCGAGCGCCAAAAAGUACUCACGGGCAAUUGAUAUUUCCAACCACACGGGCGAGAAACUCCAGAUUCGCCUAUCGAUCGAAGAAGCUUCCCCUCCCAAUAGCCAAGUUCCACCUGCUAUGGCUGGUGAGAACCAUUCCGGUCACCUCGAAGCGCCAUCACUCUCCAAUCCAGGGCCUCUACAGCCGCUCGAUAUGACGAGCUUGCCAUUACCAUCAGCGGCUAAGGAGAUGAAAAACCACACAAUGACGUUGUCCGAGAGGGAAUUUACGCAGCCAGAAUCAUCGUCAGCCCACCCUGAUGCACCACGGCUUCAGAAAGAAGCCGUUCAGAUAUUUAGAGAAGUGGGAUCGACGUCUCGAAAAAACUGGAGGAGAAAGGUGCUGGAGUACCAUUAG